Messenger RNA from Durotheca rogersii, 2610 nucleotides. Its product is annotated as phospholipase D/nuclease. The record is from RefSeq and is a predicted model, not a curated record. Bases 1 to 2538 code for a protein of 845 amino acids. Lineage: Eukaryota; Fungi; Ascomycota; Sordariomycetes; Xylariales; Xylariaceae. The transcript is spliced from 6 exons. Gene Ontology annotation, biological process: intracellular signal transduction; cell motility; phosphatidic acid biosynthetic process. Gene Ontology annotation, molecular function: D-type glycerophospholipase activity.
AUGUCGCCUUCGCAUUCGUCGAGCGGGCAUUUUCACUUCGCCCACAAGUUGAAGCAUUCGCUUCACGACCUGAAAGAGAAGUUGGAGGAUACUCAUUUACACGAUGCUAAAGCUAGCCUCAUCAACACGAAGCAUAAGAUUGGGAAAUUUGCAAAUAUCUUUAAUCCAGAGCAUCGCCAUGACGAAGAACACGAGAAGGCCUGCGACGAGAAGCGCAACAAUAUCUCCGAGCGGCACCGCUUUAACUCUUACUUUCCCGAACAUGACGGAAAUCUGAUCAAAUGGUAUGUCGACGGAAGGGAUUACUUCUGGGCGGUAUCCGUGGCUCUAGAGCAGGCAAAGGAAACCAUUUACAUCGCAGACUGGUGGCUCUCGCCCGAACUCUUCCUCCGUAGACCGCCGCAUUUUAACCAGGAAUGGCGGUUAGAUAAAGUAUUGAAGCGCCGCGCAGAAGCGGGAGUGAAAAUCUAUGUCAUCGUCUACCGCGAGGUCGAGGCGGCUCUGACUUGCAAUUCAGAACAUACCAAGCACGCCCUUCAGGGCCUGUGCCCCGAAGGCUCCCCUGGAUAUGGCAAUAUCAAGGUUAUGCGACACCCCGACCAUAACGUGCUGGAGAACGCUGCCGAUAUGACCUUCUACUGGGCUCACCACGAGAAGUUCGUCGUAAUCGACUAUGCGAUGGCCUUCAUCGGCGGCCUGGACCUGUGCUUCGGCCGCUGGGAUGACCACCAGCAUAUCCUCUCCGAUCUCCACCCCGAAGGGAUCGUGAACGAAAUCUGGCCGGGCCAGGAUUUCAACAACAACCGUGUAAUGGAUUUCAAGAACGUCCAAGACUGGAUGCAGAACGAACUGAACAAGGCCGAAUACGGCCGUAUGCCAUGGCACGAUGUAGCCAUGGGCCUCAUCGGACCCUGCGUGUACGACAUCGCCGAGCAUUUCGUAUUGCGCUGGAACUUUGUCAAACGGGACAAGUAUAAGCGUGACGGGAGGUUCGACUGGCUCGAGCUCCAGGGUCGUCAGGGCGCGGACGAAGAUCUGGUGGGCGUACAACGGCCAAAGCACCCCGUGGGUGAUUACGUCGUGCAUCCCUUGACACCUAUGGCAGGCAAGAAUCUCGACAACCGCGGAACGCUCCAUGCUCAGAUUGUGCGCAGCAGUGCCGACUGGUCCAGCGGCGUACUCACGGACCAUUCCAUACAGAAUGCAUAUUCAGAGGUCAUUCGCAGCGCCCAACACUACGUAUACAUCGAGAACCAGUUCUUCAUUACUGCUACCGGAGACCAGCAGUCACCUAUUCACAACACGGUGGGGAAAUCCAUCGUAGACGCUUGCGUGAAGGCUGGUAAGGAAGGCAGAAAGUUCAGGGUUAUCAUCAUUAUUCCGGCCAUCCCGGGUUUCGCUGGGGAUCUUCGCGAUGAUGCGGCAACCGGAACGCGCGCCAUCAUGGAUUACCAAUACAAGUCGAUAUGUCGCGGCGAAAAUUCCAUCUUCGAGCAAAUCCGCGCACAGGGUGUCGAACCCAGGAACCAUAUCUUCCUCUUUAACCUGCGUUCCUACGACCGUCUGAACAAGAUCCCUGCCGUAAAGAGACAAGAGGAAGAUUCGGGCGUGAGCUAUUACGAAGUCCAGCGCGCCGAGGCCGAGGAAAUCAUGGGUGAAGGCAUGUAUGACGAGGCCGGCGCUGAUCGUGAGCAGGAGCGGUGCAAGGGGGCGAGGGAAGCUCUAAAGAGCAACGAGGCAAAGCGACGGUUCGAGGCGGCUAGGCGGGAGGAUCAGGACACCAACUCGACUUUUAGUGUAGCCCACCAUGCGAUGGCAAAUACCGGCAAGGUCUCGGACGAGGUUUGGGAGGGCGAGCCCCAGGAAGAGAUCGAAAAUUGGAUCCAAGAGGAACUAUACGUUCAUGCCAAGCUCCUUAUCGUAGAUGACCGCAUCGUCAUUUGCGGCUCCAGCAACUUGAACGACCGAAGUCAGCAAGGGAAUCACGAUAGCGAGCUGUCGAUAGUGAUGGAGGAUACAGAUAAAAUAUCGAGCGUCAUGGACGGAGAAUCGUUCGAGGCAGGGCGACACGCAGCCACCUUACGGCGGUACCUCUGGCGAGAGCAUCUGGGCCUGCUACCUCCGCAACCGCACGACGCGAGCAAUGACCCCAAUGCCCAGCCUCCGGGGGAGGACUCGCCGAAUGACGCCUGGGACGAAGACGAGAGCUACAAGUUCGUCGAAGACCCCAUGAGCGACGAGCUCUGGAACAUGUGGACGACCAACGCGACUACCAACACGGAAGUCUUCAGAGACCUGUUCCAUGCAGACCCGGAUGACUAUGUAAAAACAUUUGACAAUUACAACACCUUCCUGCCGCCCAAGGGGGUCACUCCUGGACACAUUUUCAACCGGUUUUCGCCACCGGAAGAUAUUCGCAAGAAGCUUGACCAGAUCAAGGGACACCUCGUCUGGAUGCCGCUAGACUACCUGAAGGACGCGAACAUGGCCGAGACGGGAUUGCAGGUUAACUCUUGGACAGAAAGCGUGUAUGCAUGAUGUGCGCCUGUAGAUAAUUGUAAAGGGGUGGCGGUUAGGGGAUAUACCUAACUGUGGUCGAACAUUCGUGGC